UUGCAAGCUCCCUAAAAACCCAAUGGCCAUAUAUCUCCCUUGAUCCAUUUUAUCUCCUUUGAGUCACACUCUCUGUUUCUCAUCUCCUAAUCCAUUUUAUCUCCUUUGAUCCACAUGGCUUCAACCGCCGCAAGUCGCGCCUUUUCCUUCUUUAAGUCCACCGGCGGCGUAGCUUCCUCCGACGCAACUCGUGCACGCGCCUCUCUCUUGCCAAUUCCCUCUACCUCUGUAUCCGCGCGUCCUCUUGGCUUCUCCGCCACUCUCGAUUCCCGUCGUUUCUCCCUCCACGUUGCUUCCAAGGUUGAAUCAGUGCGGGGGAAGGGGAGCAAAGGAGUGGUUUCUAUGGCGAAGAAGAGCGUCGGAGAUCUGACCUCAGCUGAUUUAAAGGGGAAGAAGGUUUUCGUGAGAGCUGAUCUCAAUGUACCUCUCGAUGAUAACCAGACUAUCACCGAUGAUACCAGAAUCCGUGCAGCUAUUCCAACAAUCAAGUAUUUGAUUGAAAAUGGUGCUAAAGUCAUCCUCUCCACUCAUCUGGGAAGGCCAAAGGGAGUCACACCAAAGUUCAGUUUGGCUCCCCUUGUCCCUAGGCUCUCCGAGCUUCUUGGUAUUCAGGUCACCAAAGCUGAUGAUUGUAUCGGUCCGGAAGUGGAAAGCCUUGUCGCUUCUCUUCCUGAAGGUGGAGUUUUGCUUCUUGAGAACGUCAGGUUUUACAAGGAGGAAGAAAAGAACGAUCCUGAGUUUGCCAAGAAGCUUGCUGCAUUAGCUGACCUCUAUGUUAAUGAUGCUUUCGGAACUGCUCACAGAGCUCAUGCUUCUACCGAAGGAGUCACUAAGUUCUUGAAGCCUUCAGUUGCUGGUUUCCUUCUGCAGAAGGAGCUGGACUACCUUGUUGGUGCUGUUUCAAACCCAAAGAGACCAUUUGCAGCCAUAGUGGGUGGAUCCAAGGUCUCGUCCAAAAUUGGAGUUAUUGAAUCGCUUCUGGAGAAGUGUGAUAUCCUUCUUCUUGGUGGUGGAAUGAUCUUUACAUUCUACAAGGCACAAGGUCUUUCAGUUGGUUCCUCCCUUGUUGAAGAAGACAAACUUGAAUUGGCUACAGAACUCCUUGCCAAAGCUAAGGCCAAAGGAGUCUCUCUUUUGUUGCCAACAGAUGUUGUGGUUGCUGACAAAUUUGCUCCUGAUGCAAACAGCAAGAUCGUGCCUGCAUCAGGCAUUGAGGACGGAUGGAUGGGAUUGGACAUCGGUCCAGACUCUAUUAAAACUUUCAAUGAAGCUCUGGACACAACACAAACAGUUAUUUGGAAUGGACCUAUGGGAGUUUUCGAGAUGGAAAAGUUUGCGGCUGGAACAGAGGCGGUAGCCAAUAAACUAGCUGAGCUAAGUGGAAAGGGUGUGACAACGAUAAUAGGAGGAGGAGACUCAGUGGCUGCUGUCGAGAAAGUAGGAGUAGCAGGAGUCAUGAGUCACAUCUCCACUGGUGGUGGAGCCAGCUUGGAGCUGUUGGAAGGCAAAGUACUUCCCGGUGUUGUCGCCCUUGAUGAAGCGAUCCCAGUCACCGUUUAGAAACUCUUUUCAUUGACGAGGCAAACAAUGUGUACUUGCAGAGUUUCUUUCACUGUAAAGUAUAAAUCUACCUAUUCAACUCUUGACUUUUGAAUUUGUAUCAGAGAGUGAGAGACUCAUUUCUCGGAAAA
Molecule: messenger RNA, 1691 nt
Organism: Capsella rubella
Lineage: Eukaryota; Viridiplantae; Streptophyta; Magnoliopsida; Brassicales; Brassicaceae
Product: phosphoglycerate kinase 1, chloroplastic
Exons: 6
Coding region: 115-1560 (481 amino acids)
Biological process (GO): glycolytic process; gluconeogenesis
Cellular component (GO): cytosol
Molecular function (GO): phosphoglycerate kinase activity; ADP binding; ATP binding
Source: RefSeq, a predicted model, not a curated record